This is a messenger RNA of Oncorhynchus kisutch (coho salmon), 2324 nucleotides long. Its product is annotated as VPS33A core subunit of CORVET and HOPS complexes. NCBI's taxonomy places the organism in Eukaryota, Metazoa, Chordata, Actinopteri, Salmoniformes, Salmonidae. The transcript is spliced from 13 exons. Gene Ontology annotation, biological process: vesicle-mediated transport. The record is from RefSeq and is a predicted model, not a curated record. Bases 55 to 1854 code for a protein of 599 amino acids.
ACAUGAUGCACACCCGCUGGCAGUCACCUGAUACUCCCUACUGUCAGAGCAAAAAUGUCUGCGCACUUAUCCUAUGGAAGAGUAAAUUUAAACAUUUUGAGGGAAGCAGCGCGGAAGGAGCUCCGUGAGUUUUUGGACAAAUGUGCAGGAAGCAAGGCUAUUGUGUGGGAUGAAUACCUGACUGGACCCUUUGGAUUGAUAGCACAAUAUUCAUUGUUGAAGGAACAUGAGGUGGAGAAGAUGUUCACCCUCAAAGGGGGGCGUCUUCCUGCUGCUGAUGUGAAAAAUAUAAUCUUCUUCGUUCGUCCCAGACUGGAACUGAUGGAUAUUAUAGCUGAGAAUGUCAUCAGUGAGGAUAAGAUGCAUUCCCCACGUGACUUCCACAUCCUGUUUGUGCCCCGGCGGAGCAUGCUCUGUGAGCAGCGGCUGAAGGAGCAGGGGGUCCUGGGCUCGUUCAUCAACAUAGACGAGUACAUCCUAGACCUCAUCCCUUAUGAUGGAGACUUGCUCUCCAUGGAGUCUGAAGGGGCCUUCAGGGAAUGUUAUCUAGAAAGUGACCAGACAAGUCUUUACCACACCGCCAAGGGCCUUAUGACUCUCCAGGCUCUGUAUGGGACCAUCCCCCAGAUAUUUGGGAAAGGGGAGUGUGCACGGCAUGUAGCUAAUAUGAUGCUUAGGAUGAAGAGGGAGUUUGCUGGCAGUCAGACUCAGAUCCUGCCUGUGUUUGACUCACUGCUGCUGCUGGACCGCAACAUAGACCUGCUUACCCCUCUGGCCACACAGCUCACCUAUGAGGGCCUCAUUGACGAAGUUUAUGGAAUCACCAACGGUUAUGCGAAGUUGCCUCCGGAGAAGUUUGCUGCCCAAAAGAAGCAGGGUGAGGUGGGUAAAGACCUGCCCACGGAGCCCAAGAAGAUGCAACUCAACUCAGCGGAGGAGCUGUAUGCUGAGAUACGUGACAAAAACUUCAACGCCAUAGGGGCUGCACUGAGCAAGAAGGCCAAGAUCAUCUCUGCUGCCUUUGAGGAGCGACAUAAUGCCAAAACAGUUGGCGAGAUAAAGCAGUUUGUGUCCCAGCUGCCCCACAUGCAGGCAGCACGGAGCUCGCUGGCCAAUCACACCUCCAUAGCUGAACUCAUUAAGGACAUCACCACCUCAGAGGCCUUCUUUGAUAACCUGACAGUGGAGCAGGAGUUUAUGACUGGAGUUGACACAGACAAGGUUAACACAUAUAUUGAGGACUGUAUUGCCCAGAAGGAUCCUCUGAUCAAAAUCUUGCGGCUGGUCUGUAUGCAGUCAGUCUGCAACAAUGGCCUCAAGCAGAAGAUAUUGGACUACUACAAGAGAGAGAUCCUGCAGACCUAUGGAUAUGAACACAUGCUUACCCUCAACAACCUGGAGAAGACAGGUCUUCUGAAGCCCCAGACAAGCACCAGGAAUAACUACCCCACCAUCAGGAAGACACUCAAACUUUGGAUGGAGGAUGCCAACGAACAGAACCCCAAUGACAUCUCCUAUGUGUACAGUGGUUAUGCUCCUCUCAGCAUCCGUCUGACCCAGGUGUUGGCCAGGCCCGGCUGGCGCAGCAUCGAGGAAGUUCUGAAGAUGCUCCCUGGUCCACACUUUGAGGAGAGACAACAGCUGCCUGCUGGUCUCCAUAAGAAACGCCAGCAGGGGGAGAACAGGACCACCCUGGUGUUCUUUCUGGGAGGGGUGACUUACGCAGAAGUUGCUGCCCUGCGCUUCCUGUCUCAGAUGGAGGAUGGUGGCACAGAGUACAUCAUUGCCACUACCAAGCUCAUCAAUGGUACCAGCUGGAUCAAGUCUCUGAUGGACCGCCCGGAGGCCCCCUGAGCCCGCUGCCCGCCCCCUCGGGGAACAGAUGCACAGCUAGACACAUCAAACAGUCAGAACAAAAGACCUUGCCGCUUCUUUUUAAUGUCCAUAUUCCAGCGCCCUGCAGGUGUGUCUGAUUGAUCUCAGCAACUGUCAGUGUGAGGUGACCAGGAGUCAGCUCCUCGAUUCUCCCUGUCCUUUGCCUGCAACUCUAACAGCUUGCUAAAUGCACAUCUCCAUUGCCACCUGCUUUGGUCAUUGUAUGUAGCUGAGAAGAUAUCAUCUUACUUGUGGCAUGAUGGAAGGUUUUAAGAUCAUUGUAAAAAAAUAUAUAUAUAUACUGUAUUAACACAAAGGCUGAAAGUAUUAUUGUAUUAUUUUUGUGAUUUCAACCUAUAUUUUGUGUUGUACAGUAUAGGGGUUUUCUCUCUGCUUGCCAUUAUUUGUGGGAAAAGUAGUCCUGUAAAUAAAAUGUGUAAUUGACUGCU